This is a messenger RNA of Propithecus coquereli (Coquerel's sifaka), 799 nucleotides long. RefSeq names its product phosphatidylinositol glycan anchor biosynthesis, class P (gene PIGP). The record is from RefSeq and is a predicted model, not a curated record. NCBI's taxonomy places the organism in Eukaryota, Metazoa, Chordata, Mammalia, Primates, Indriidae. Gene Ontology annotation, biological process: GPI anchor biosynthetic process. The transcript has 5 exons. Bases 181 to 585 code for a protein of 134 amino acids. Gene Ontology annotation, molecular function: phosphatidylinositol N-acetylglucosaminyltransferase activity.
CAGCCCCUGCGCUCGCGCGUUCCCGCCUCACGAGAGUCGUCGUGCGCCUGCGCCCUCGGGGGGGCAGCCUUCGGGCUUCGGCCUUUCGCUCAAUUUUUCCAAUGUUUCCCUGCUGCGGCUGCCUGGUCUGAGCUUGCGCAGAGAACUCAGCGCUAAGAGUGUCUAAAGCCACAGGGGAAAAUGGUGGAAAAUUCACCGUCGCCGUUGCCAGAAAGAGCGAUUUAUGGCUUUGUUCUUUUCUUAAGCUCCCAGUUUGGCUUCAUACUUUAUCUCAUGUGGGCUUUUAUUCCUGAAUCUUGGCUAAACUCCUUAGGCUUAACAUAUUGGCCUCAAAAAUACUGGGCAGUGGCAUUACCUGUGUAUCUCCUUAUUACUGUAGUAAUUGGUUAUGUGCUUUUGUUUGGAAUCAACAUGAUGAGCACCUGUCCACUCAACUCCAUUCAUACAAUCACAGAUAAUUAUGCUAAAAAUCAACAGCAUAAGAAAUACCAAGAAGAGGCCAUUCCAGCAUUAAGAGAUAUUCCUAUUAGUGAAGUAAACCAAAUGUUCUUUCUUGCAGCCAAAGACCCUUACACUAAAAGCUGAAUUGUAUGUAGACAUGUUAACACCAAGCAUUUGCUUAUAAGUGUUUAACAUAAUUUUGACCAUAAUUAUUUUGAGCAUCUCUCUUACUAAUACCCAGUAUUGAGAUGUAAAAAAAAGUAAGUUGGUCUUCUAUUAGAUUAAGUUCAAUUAAUAUUGGAAGUGUUCUAAAGUAUUAUUAAUGGACAGAAUAAAUAAAAUACUACAUUACCAUAUA